Fusarium keratoplasticum is the source of this 960-nucleotide messenger RNA. RefSeq lists its product as uncharacterized. NCBI's taxonomy places the organism in Eukaryota, Fungi, Ascomycota, Sordariomycetes, Hypocreales, Nectriaceae. Bases 1 to 960 code for a protein of 319 amino acids. Gene Ontology annotation, molecular function: hydrolase activity, acting on ester bonds. The transcript is spliced from 3 exons. The record is from RefSeq and is a predicted model, not a curated record.
AUGAAGCUGUUUGGGUUACUUGCUCUUGCUGGCGUGCUGCCAUGUGCUACAGCAGCACCGUCUUUCGAGCGAUUAGCUCAUCGAGGUUUCAACUUCAACAACAUCAGAAAUAUUGUUACUUUCGGUGAUUCAUGGACGGAUACUCGAUUCAAUAUCUCAGGCAUUCAGCCCUCAAUCUCUAACCCUCUCGGAAAUACCGGCAAGACGAGUUCUAACGGUAAAAUGUGGCCUAUCUACUUAACCACACAGUACAACCAAUCAUCGGUGUUGCUCUACAACAUGGCCGUCGGUGGUGCUGUCACGGAUAAGGACAUCGUGACGACCGGACCGAAUGACGUAGAUGCUCAGGUUCAUGAGAAGUUUGAGGUCUACUCCAGCCAGCAGCCCGGCUUCUUUCCACCGAAGGAUACACUUUAUGCCAUCUUCAUUGGCAUCAACGACAUCUACCGGACUAUCAACGACGUCGACCAGGAGGAGAAGAUAAUUGCUAUCAUUGCACGCAUCCGUGAACUCACCCUCGACAUGUACAAGACCGGUGCUCGGCAGUUCCUUUUCAUUUCCACGCCACCGCAGUCUCUAUUCCCCAACAACAGGCCCAAAGAUAUUGUUCCGCAACUGGAGGCGGCAUCUCAGAGCUGGAAUAAGAAGCUUUACAAGCUCGUGAGACAGCUGGACAGCAAGCUGGCUCACAGCACCUUUUUCUUCUUUGACAUCGUUCCGUUAAUCACUGCCGUCACCAAAGACCCCUCCCAAUUCCCCGAGACCGCCAUUUACAAGAGUAACAGCUUCUGCGCUGACUACAAGUCGGGUACAUCUGUGCCUGAGUUCAAAUCAGAUGCUUGCGAAUAUAACGCGCUGGAGUACAUGUAUAUCGAUGGCGCUCAUCCUACACAAGGAUUCCACCAAAUUCUGGCCAAAAAGAUCUCUGAGCAGUUGGCUGCGGGAAAAUCGGUCAGCUGA